GUCAUCUGGGUAUGCCAUAAAUCAGACCGUUGAUUCCCAUUUGAUGUGGGUGAGCUGGUGUGAUUGACAUUGGCGUGCAAGGACAUGGUCUCCUAUAAAAAGGAGACGAACUUUCCAAUGCUACUAAGUCAUUCUCAAGGCAAAAUAGCUAGUGGACAUUGCCUGCACAGCGAGAAUGGAAAGGGAUGGGUUUAGAAAUGGAGGGGCUGUGUUUGAGGACUUGUUGCCAGUGAUGGCGGAGAAGCUGGACGUGGAGGCGUUUGUGUCAGAGCUUUGUGGGGGGUUCAGGCUGCUGGCAGACCAAGCGAGGGGGCUGAUAACUCCGGAGAGUCUGAGGAGGAGCUCAGCGCUUCUGGGGAUGGAGGGCAUGAGCAAGGAGGAUGCAGAGGCGAUGGUCAGAGAGGGAGAUCUUGAUGGAGAUGGGGUGCUGAAUGAGACUGAGUUUUGCAUCCUCAUGGUGAGACUCAGCCCUGGGAUGAUGCAAGAUGCUGAGGUUUGGCUUCAGAAGGCGCUUGACGGGGAGCUCAGAGGAAGAGGAUCAUCCUCGGCUUCAUCUUAAUUGGGGUUUAGUUUUAGUACCAGAGCUUUCUUUAUAUUCAUCCCAUUGUUCUCUCCUCUGUUUGAUUGUAUUUUUGCCGUUUCUUUUUACCUUUUGUGAAGGCAGAUCAUUAUUAAUGGUAAGAUGGUAUUGUUGACAAAA
Molecule: messenger RNA, 700 nt
Organism: Vitis riparia (riverbank grape)
Lineage: Eukaryota; Viridiplantae; Streptophyta; Magnoliopsida; Vitales; Vitaceae
Product: calcium-binding protein KIC-like
Exons: 1
Coding region: 176-559 (127 amino acids)
Molecular function (GO): calcium ion binding
Source: RefSeq, a predicted model, not a curated record